Messenger RNA from Talaromyces proteolyticus, 858 nucleotides. RefSeq lists its product as uncharacterized. The transcript has 2 exons. The record is from RefSeq and is a predicted model, not a curated record. Gene Ontology annotation, biological process: mycotoxin biosynthetic process. Lineage: Eukaryota; Fungi; Ascomycota; Eurotiomycetes; Eurotiales; Trichocomaceae. The coding region runs from base 1 to 858 and encodes 285 amino acids.
AUGAGUCUAUCAAAGCACCAAGAAUUUGACAUAAUCGACCCGGAAGGGACAGAUCCUGUCGACAGUGAUGCUACAGAACCCUUCCUCCACAGUGACAGUAACCGGGAGUCUCGGCACAGCAGUGUUUUCCGCUCUCCAGCAUGGGUUAUAUCGACACUUGUUUUGCUCCUUGUACUCCUUAUCCAGAGUCUCUAUGUAUUCGCACAACCAAGAAGAUUGAAAAAUUCAUAUGAGCACGGGUUCGACACUGAACUUGAUUUUAUGAAGCCAGCUAUCAAGCUGCAUCAGAAACGAUUCGGCAGCCCCAUACGAGACUUACCGAAUGGAACUUUAUACACCGUCUUCGACCCUUCUGAGCCGCGUUACAUCGGAUCCCCUUCGGCAGAAAUCGACGAUGCAUGGAAUACUCUCUUACAAGGUCGAUACAUUCUAUUCUCUGACGACGAUGUGAGUUGGCUCGACUCGGAUGACGGACUCCCCAAACUCCAUUCCUUGCCCGCCCGCGGCACUGCUAUUCCUAAAACCGGCUACUACGGCGGGCCCGACAUGCUCCAUAGCUUACACUGUGUGAAUGCCAUCCGCCAGCAUCUUGAUUUCGAGUAUUACAAGGAUCAUAUGUGGUUGCCAGAAGAGUACCAGCGGAUGCAUAUCGAUCAUUGCCUUGAGCAGCUGAGACAGUCGACUCUGUGCCACGGUGAUAUGACGCCAGUCACGCUCAAAGCGAUAUGGACGGAUCAGCCCCGGUGGGCGGCGUUGGGCCAGACGGAGAGAAUGCAUACAUGUCGGGAUGGCAUGGCCUUGAGGGAGUGGACAUGGAAGAGAGGAGAUAAGACGGGGAGAAUCACCUUGGGUGGAUAA